Molecule: messenger RNA, 417 nt
Organism: Paramuricea clavata
Lineage: Eukaryota; Metazoa; Cnidaria; Anthozoa; Malacalcyonacea; Plexauridae
Source: the annotation of a GenBank genome assembly
AUGCAUAAAGAUGCUAAUUUAUGCCAUUUUAUUUUGCGUGACGUCAAAACCAAAGCAAAAUUCCCUAAUUCAAAAGUUGGUUUAUCUGGAAUCACGUUUAGACAGGAUAUAGAACAAGCAACUAAAAUACAGGAAGUCAACAAGAAACUCGAAGAAAUGGCUGCAAAGCACGAUGUUAUGUUCAUUGAUAACUCUUCUAUUGAUCACACAUGUUUAAAUGGGCGCAAUCUACAUCUUAACGGCAAAGGUUCAGCAGUCCUGGCCUCACAUUUUAUUACCUUUCUGAGAGGAAAUCAACCCCGUGUUGUUCAAGACACGACUCGUUCUGAGAAGGAUUUUCGUAUGGCAACAAUCAAUCAAAUAGGGGACAUGCUGAAAGCGAUACUCGUGGGGAACUCUCGCAAAAUUCAACGAUAA